This is a messenger RNA of Trifolium pratense (red clover), 521 nucleotides long. RefSeq lists its product as uncharacterized. NCBI's taxonomy places the organism in Eukaryota, Viridiplantae, Streptophyta, Magnoliopsida, Fabales, Fabaceae. The record is from RefSeq and is a predicted model, not a curated record. The transcript is spliced from 2 exons. The coding region runs from base 1 to 510 and encodes 169 amino acids.
AUGUCUGAACCUUCAAAUUCCAAAACUUCCAAAUUUCAUCCUGCCUUGUCUGUCACCAACGUGAAGACUCUUAUCCCCAUUAUGUUGGAUUUGGAAUCAGGACAACACCAUUCAUGGGCAGCGUUGUUCAAGGUUCAAGCUAGGGUUCAUGAUGUGCUUGAGCAUAUUAUCCCACCUACGGAGGAAAAGGCAAUUGCAGCGUAUGAAAAGGCCAAAGCCGAUGAUCUCCCUCUCUGGAAGCGGCUUGAUGCAGUGGUCUUUGUUGCUGAUCUCUUUCAGGACAAUAAAAAUUCAAGAGCUAUGUACCUUAAUAAGGAAUUCACCAACACAAGCUUGGCUGAUUUUUCGACGACAACUGCUUAUUGCAAUCGUCUUAAAAGUCUUGCCGAUCAACUAGCCAAUGUCGGGGCUCUCGUCAAUGAACAUGGUAUGGUUCUAAAAAUGCUUCAAGGUUUGACCGAACAAUUCCAAUUUUGUCACUGUGAUUCAAAACAAGAAGACCCUACCUAAUUUUGCUACAG